CGGGAAACAAAGGGGCCGCGCAGGCGCAGUGCGCGGGCGGCCCGGAGGCCGGGGAGCGGGCGGCAGCCAGCCAGCGGUCACCAUGGCAACGGCCGCGGCUCCACUCAUCCAGCGGCAGCGAUAGCCAGCGAUCGCGGUCCGGUGGGGGUGGGGGGAGAAAGAGAAAACAACAUUACAUCAAAAAAACAAAAAAGAGAGGGAAGACGUCGAGCCGCCCCGCCCCGCCCCACCCCAAAAGGGGGACCCCCGGGGAUCUCUUAAAUGUUUUAUUUCAGUGACGGGCGGGUGGAAGAAAGCGAUGAGAAGUGAGUAAGAUGGCGGGCGGCUUUGGCCUAAUGAUCCUGGCUUCGUGCCUCUUGGCCAUGUCGGGCUGCACCGAGUCCAAGAAGACGAUUGUCGUGUUGCACCACAACGAGUCGACCGAGGCCGAGGAGCAGGCCGUCUGCCCGACCAUGUGCCGCUGCUACGUUAACAUCCUCUCCUGCCACCCGGAGAAGCCGCUGGGCUCUCACGCCCACGACGAUGCCUCCGCCAACUUCGGCUCGGCCACGAGCACCAAGGGGCCGCACGACGGCUCCCACACCAACACCAACACCACCGAGAGCACCGUGGUCAACACCCUCACGCAAGUGCCCAAAGGAAUCAGAGGCACCAUGUCUGGCAAUGUCCUGACGCCGUUCACCGUAUUGGAUUUUCGUGAUAACAACAUUUCAUUUGUGUGGAAAGACAGCUGGCUUGUUUAUCCAAGUGUAGAAUAUCUAAAUUUAAAGGGAAAUCGUUUAACGGAUCUGAUUCCAGAAUCAUUUGAAGGUCUUUCACGAUUGAAAUACUUGUUUUUAUCCCACAAUUCGAUUAGGUUUAUUGCAGAUUAUAUGUUCCAGCCUACAACAGAAAUUGAACUGAUUGAUAUAAGCAACAACAAGUUGUUCGCAAUACAAAGGGAUCUCUUUCGGACAAAACACGGAUUACGUUUUCUGAAAGUUUUGGAUCUGAGCAAUAAUAACAUCCUGGUUUUGGGUCCUGGCGCCUUUUCACAACUAUCAAGCAUACAUUUCCUGAAUGUAAGUGAUAACUAUUUAAGCUUAAUAGGUAAUGGAGCGUUUGAGCAUUUGGAUUCAGUAAUCUACUUGGACCUUCGUGCAACAUCUAUUUCUCUUGAUAUACUUAAAAGUAUUUUAGAAAGUACAACAAAUAUCGUCAACCUCUAUAUAUCCCACACUCUGAAAUGCUGCUUAUGCAAGUAUCCACAUCUGGACAAACUUAUUCUGACAAGAAAUGUGGAGAUUAACUGCAAGAAUAUAGUUUGCACUAUAUCUUUGAUUCAAUGUUAUACAAAGGAGGGACAACAAACAAACAAUUUGAAAGAUAAAGAGAGGAUAAUUGAAGAAAUGGAGGCUGUUAAAACUGGUACAGUUUCAUCUUUACCUGGAGAGAAACGUGGUGAAACAUCUCAAAAUAUGUUAAUUAAGUUGGAACGCUCUCGAAAUCCUGUGGGUGAUCCGAAUUCCACUCAAAUACAACCAGAAUUAGGGCUUGAAAUUCUUAAUAAGGAUUUACAAUUGGGUGACAAACAGGCAGAUCUGAAAGAAGAACUGUUGAUCAAAGGCUCAAACUUAAAGGACAAAAUAAAGAGUGAGCAAUCAGCCAGGGACGCAGAUAGAGAGAGCAUGAAACAAAUCAACUUGGUCAAAUUGUCUUCAAAAUCUGAUCGACCAGCACUGCCUGAUAAUGGAAAUGAAGAAAACACCCUAGGCAGAUUGCAAAAAUUGAAAGAAGCCUUGAAGUCACUCUAUCAUUAUGCUUCUGAUCGAAUUGCAAACAGUGGUGAUGAACAAUACAGAGUCAUACUUGAGUCUUAAAAUAUAGAAAUAUUAUUUGAAUAUUACGGAGCAGAAAAAUGAAAUACUAAAUUGUGUUACAAUAAUUAACACAAUACAAAACAAUUCAUUUUUUGUGAUUAUGAGAUAAUCCAAAAAUAAAUUGGGGCCAACAUUUCAAUAAAGAUAAAUUGAUGACUUUUGUAGUUUAUGGUUGCCAGUCCAUAUAAGACUGCAAUGUAAUUUAAGGUUUUUCUUUAUGACAAAAAUAUUGGUGUUUUUAUAUUUAAAUUAUUUGUAGCAUUUUUCUUUUAAACCGAAUGUAUCAACACAUUUAGAAGCUUACAAUCAAAUUCCAUUUGAGUAAUAAAUUCAACAGUGCAAUAAAGGAAAAUGCUUGAAAAUGCUGUUGUCACGGAAAAUUUAUCCAGAUUUCCAGUUGCAUCAAGGCAAUAGCGUUCAUUUAGGAAAACCAAAUAUGUGCUCAAAAUGAUGAAAACUAAGAGACAAUGGAGAAACUCAAAAUCUUCUCUAGUAACAACUACAGUUAAGGAUGGUAAGCAUAGAAACUGGGAGGAAGUACAAAAUUAAGGCACAUUUAAAAAAAGAAAAGACCUUUGAAAUUCUAUUUAUAUUGUGAAUGACUCAGAGGAGACAUAUAUUUGUGCAUAUAGAUCAAGUGUGCUUGUAAGCAUUUGUGCACACUUAAUUUGUUAGUUUGAUGUAAACAUAACAAAAUAUGCCUUUAUUAUUUUACAGAAAGGGUUCAGGCAUCUGAUAUAAUAAAAAGUUUAAGAAUAGAUUUCAAAAAGAAGCCCAUAUUUUAAUACUUAAUAUAUAUUUUAAAAUUAACGGUAUACAUCUCCUAAAAAGAACAUUAGUCUGCUCAACUGAUUGUCAAAUUAUUUAGUUAUCGGUUUGAAACAUAAAGAUUGCACUUCAGAAUGUUUCAUGUUGCUAAAUGUCAUUCUAAAUGGUCAGUAAAUAUUGUUCAUAAUAUACACCUGCUUGUAAAUGUGUCAACUAAUUUUUCAAACAUUGCACGCAUCAUGGUAAAUGAUGUUUGUACUUUUAAACAGAUGAAUAAAUGUUAACAGCAGUAAGUACAUUGUGUUUCCACUGACUGUUCAACUGCUUCUUUAAUAUUAGAUCUCACCAAAACAAAUUUUGUACCAUACACGUUAAAAAUAAAUGAACUUCUACAUUGAAGUUGUCAACCCAUUUGAAUUCUUUGUUUAAUUUUCAUCAUCAAAUUAUCAUAGCUUAGAACUACAUGG
This is a messenger RNA of Leucoraja erinaceus (little skate), 3094 nucleotides long. Its product is annotated as leucine-rich repeat-containing protein 70-like. Gene Ontology annotation, molecular function: protein binding. Lineage: Eukaryota; Metazoa; Chordata; Chondrichthyes; Rajiformes; Rajidae. The transcript is spliced from 10 exons. The record is from RefSeq and is a predicted model, not a curated record. The coding region runs from base 315 to 1859 and encodes 514 amino acids.